AAGAGGUCUUCCUCCGAUUGAAGUUCAGUGCGUUUUCCUUCGACCCGCGCACGAAAUGUCAACGAUGGGCAGCUCUCUGUGCGCCGCGGCACUUUUAGCUUUUCUGGUAUUUUCUUUAAGUCUUUUUGUGAACAGUUGGCACUUCAGAGUUCAUAAAGGAAUUUUUACCAAUGGAACUAUUGAGGAUGGUUUUGUUAUGGAUCGUAACGGAUUAGUUCGAGAACUCAACGAAAGACGCAAGGAAAUUCUUCCUUUCCUCAUCUCUUCUGGGCUCCGAGGCCACUGCGAGGACAGUGUGGGGGCAGGAGGCAUCACAGCCAUCCUGGAGCAGGGCUUCCCACUGCAGAUGAUCCAGCUCCUACAGAGCCCCUGGGAGGAACGAUUUCGGGUUUGUUUGGGCCUGGUGAGGCUUCUCCACUACCUCUCCCACUCCCCUCUGGGCUCAGUGGCUCUAUUGGACUUCCAGCCCCGUCAGUUUGUCAUGGUGUCUGGGGAGCUGAAGCUCACAGACCUGGAUGAUGCCAGCGUGACGGAGCCUGCCUGUCAGAUGGACCAGGACUGCAUCUUACAGUUCCCCCUUCGCAACUUCAGCCUGCUCUGCUCGGCCCAGGGAGUGUGUGAGGGCCUCAACGAGAUGAGGAAUCUCUACAACGCCUACAGGUAUUUCUUCACCUAUCUGCUGCCUCACCAAGCCCCGCCUGCUCUGAGACAUCUGGUGGAUCACAUCAUGAACUCAACGGGAGAGCUGAAAGGGGAUGUGAAUGACACGCUGGAAGCUUUUGAAGACAUGUUCCAUCUGUACAAAUCCGGCCUGCAUCUGGACAACAUGCCUUCGUCAAUAAUCAGAGAUUAUGCAGUCAUGAAAGGCAUGAGCACCUCUGGAAAUAUGGAAUACAGAUGCUGGCCCUCGUACAACCACCAAGGCUGCAUGCUGUCGGUGCACAGCGACAAGGAGGCGGCCUUUAUCUGUAACUCCCUUCCUCAGUGCACUAGCUUCAGCCUGAGCGACCAGAGGACUUGGACAGGACGGCUCCUCGCCUCGUUCCAAAGUGGUUUCAGCCAUUUGGUUACAGAUGGGAACUCAGAGGUGUAUUUGAAAAAGACAAAAGCAUCACCAGGAACUACGGUGUAAGGAGUGGGACAAUGGGAGUUGGGGAAUGCAGGGAGAAUGUGAUAUAUUUAUAGGGCUUUUGAUCUGGCUGCCAAUCCUGCAUGCUGCCAAUAUUUAUUUAAAGGGAUUCCCCAUCAGAUAUAAUUAUGAAAAAAUAGUGUCCUCACUGUUCAGUCCCCCCUCUCUCUUUAUUUGCAUUGUGUGUUGUGUUUGCGAGGCUACAUUGGUCCAGUGGUCGGACUCGAAGCCCCACUCUGACUGAUGCCUGGAUGAGAAAAAAAAACCAACUACACUUUGAUGUUAAUGCGCCAUGAAACUUUGUGGCUUGGCAUAGGGAUACGGGUUUAUGCAUUGAGGGCUGCACAUGGUAACAAGCAUAUAAGUGCUUUACAUCACAGCAGUUGGCCCAGAUGAUUACAACUAUUCCAGUCCCCAGUAGUUGCCUUUGAUUUUAAUGCCAAAUUAAGUUAAUGCCAUAUGUGAUGUUAAAAUAUAAUUAUCAUUACAUUGUUUGUGUAUAAUAUGUACACCUUGUGGGUGUGAACCUGUUUAACUUUUUCAAUGAAAGGGAUUCUGUUCAAUGACAAUUCAUUCUGUACUUGACAUUCUGUACUUUGUUAUUAUGGUUGUUUUAUAUUAUAAAUACUUU
Messenger RNA from Oncorhynchus gorbuscha (pink salmon), 1760 nucleotides. RefSeq names its product extracellular tyrosine-protein kinase PKDCC-like. Gene Ontology annotation, molecular function: non-membrane spanning protein tyrosine kinase activity. The record is from RefSeq and is a predicted model, not a curated record. NCBI's taxonomy places the organism in Eukaryota, Metazoa, Chordata, Actinopteri, Salmoniformes, Salmonidae. The coding region runs from base 56 to 1132 and encodes 358 amino acids. The transcript has 7 exons.